CGCUCCCUCGGCAAUGAACGCAGUGUUUUAUCCCAGGGGAAUGGGAUUAGUUGGCAUAGCCGAGCCGGAGGGUUGGUGCUGAGAGGAUGGAGCCGAACCGAACCCCUUGACACCAGAUUCAAUUGCUGUUGGAAGCAUGAAUAACUUGAAAUGCAUGAAUUGUUAAAACAAGUAUUGAGUGAAUUGCAAUUAUUUGAGGAAGGCCACUUCAAUCUACCAAAGACAAGAUACCUAAAAGCAACGUUCAAUGCCCAACUCUGUAGAAAAUCAGUUACCAAAGCCUACUGGAAACUUAAAAAGUAUCAAUGUCAUUGAUGAGCUUGCUGCUGGUGAUUCACCAGGAACUUCUAAUUCAAAUCUGUUCUCCUGCUAUGGUACUCCAUCUUUCAGUCUAAGUUCUAGUGCAACAGGACAUGGCCCGUGGAUGUUUCCUGUGGUCCGGACGCGGGAAGUGUUUUACAAUGUCUGCUCAGAUUAUGGUUUACUAAAUAAGGCCACUAUUAUUGCCAGUACACCAUGUAGUUCCAGUGACCCAACUCCAGUACAAGAUGGAACUUCUUCAAUUGAUUGUCCAGCACAUGAUUCAAGUUAUGUUGACAUUGACGUUGAUCCUCCGGAUGUAACCCAUAGAGGUAAUGCACAAUUGGUUGCUAUACCUGUCAGCCAUGGGAAACAGCUGCUUGCCUGGGAAAUAGAUACAUUAAAAUCUGAUGUAAUAACAUCUAAAAUGAAAAGUAGAACAGGUAGCUUAAAGAAACAAGCUGCAAAAAAGAUGAAACCAUUGGAAAAACACAACAAAAAAUACAAUGAUUCCUCUCUAUAUACAGUUCUGGAAGAAAUGAAACAGCGCAAAGUUUUAGAUCUUAGGAGAUGGUAUUGCAUCAGUCGUCCACAGUACAAGACUUCAUGUGGAAUUUCCUCUUUAGUUUCAUGCUGGAAUUAUUUAUUUAGUACAUGUGGAACAGGAAGUCUUCCACCUAUUACUCAGGAGGAAGCAUUGCAUAUCUUGGGUUUCCACCAACCCUAUGAAGACAUCAGAUUUGGGCCCUUUACAGGAAAUGCAACACUAAUGAGGAUGCAGAUAGGCUGUUGGUGGAAUUUAUGUCUCUCAAGCUUGUCAACUAAAUUGAAGCUUAGCUAAAAUUGUCUGACAUUGGUUCUCCAGUAUCUUGAGAAUAGCAUGACACUGUAGCGUAAUUAAAGAGAUGAGACUCAUGAAAUUCAAAGGCAAAGUUAUGAUUAAAGUAGUUUUAUUU
Molecule: messenger RNA, 1256 nt
Organism: Rhincodon typus (whale shark)
Lineage: Eukaryota; Metazoa; Chordata; Chondrichthyes; Orectolobiformes; Rhincodontidae
Product: basic immunoglobulin-like variable motif-containing protein
Exons: 6
Coding region: 248-1141 (297 amino acids)
Biological process (GO): nucleotide-excision repair
Cellular component (GO): nucleus
Molecular function (GO): DNA endonuclease activity; single-stranded DNA binding
Source: RefSeq, a predicted model, not a curated record